Molecule: messenger RNA, 1440 nt
Organism: Pleurotus ostreatus (oyster mushroom)
Lineage: Eukaryota; Fungi; Basidiomycota; Agaricomycetes; Agaricales; Pleurotaceae
Exons: 9
Coding region: 1-1440 (479 amino acids)
Source: RefSeq, a predicted model, not a curated record
AUGUCGAGUAUCGUAGCCUUAGAUUCUGAAGCCAAUCCCGUCGAUUUUUCCACCAUCACCUCCUACCCCGCCCCACAUGCCUCCAUUAUAGCCAGGCCGAUUUUUCCGACACGUCCACUUCUCCCAGUCAAUCCGCCUCCCAUGGCGCUGACCUCCGCCAAUCUACCAGACUUACCGUCUCCUGAACGAGAUUCGACCAACGAGCCGUUUAUCGUUACUUCCCAUAUUAUCCCCGCUGCAUGGCCAAGGAGCACGCCAUUUGUCCAGAUCCCCUUCACGGGCGACUAUUGUGGAGCGAAGGAGGGGAAGAAGCAAGCCGCUGAAGAAAUGCAAACAUAUCUAGACAAGGUUCGAGCGGAGACCACAGCGUCGCGGACAGAGGAACACAGGUUCCAAGGACGCGAGGCGUUGCUAUGGAUUUCCGCGAAUCGCUACAUCAAGAAGGGGGCAUACAGAACCGGAAGCGGAUUGACGCUCCUCUUUGUGCACGGGAAUGGGUUCAAUAAAGAGACUUGGGAUGCAACAAUCCGUUAUAUCUUCGAGUCCACCUCGCACUUCGACAUUGCAGAAGUCUGGUCUUACGAGGCAGUUCAAACAGGCGACUCGGCGUUGCUCAACAAGGGAAAAGUAGGCGCUGUUUAUGACUGCAGGGAUAAUUCCCGCGAUAUCGUCAACUUCCUCAACAACUUCCUGGCGGAGAGCCCGUUGAAAACGCCGCCGACUCACCUACCACAGGUCAGCGCAGCGGAAUCGGACUACCGCAAGAAGUACGGAUUCAAGAAUCGCAAACUAGUUGGAAUCGGCCACUCUUUCGGCGGGUUGACUAUGACGCUGGCGGCGUUGAUCAACCCGGCGUUGUUCUCUUCUCUCAUCAACGUGGACGCGACUAUAGUCUCUCCAUUGUGCUAUGAAUUGACCAAGAAUACAUACGUCCCCGACACGGCCUUGGGAAUUCUUCUCAGGCGCGACAGAUGGGGCUCCAGGGAGGAAGCGAAGGCUUUGAUGCUUAAGAGCCCUUUUUUUGCGUCCUGGCACCCCGAUGUAUUGCAGUCUUAUGUUGACUACGGGCUUUACGCACAAUCUAUUCCCUCUUCCCCAGGGGGUGAGAAGGUGGCCAAACAACAGGUCCUGCUCAAGAUGCCGGCGGUAGAGGAAGCUGCGACGUUCGCCGACGUAACUACAUUCUACGAAGUCUGGGAGAUGAUGAAAGUCGUCGACGAAAGAAUCCCCAUGUUCUGGAUCAUGCCUAAGCCAGAGACGACGGCUUUCGGCGGUCCAGUUGAAGCUCAGAUACGUGUCUGGCGCCGCAGAAAGAACACAUCGAACGUCAUCAUCAACACCGAUGGUCACUUUGUACCCCAACAAGCUCCCGGAGAAUGCGCGGACGCAAUCAUGGGUUUCCUGCAUAAGCAAUACUAUAGCAGUAAAGCAAAGUUGUGA